Messenger RNA from Parastagonospora nodorum SN15, 1752 nucleotides. RefSeq lists its product as hypothetical. Gene Ontology annotation, cellular component: cytoplasm. Gene Ontology annotation, biological process: glycolytic process. The transcript is spliced from 3 exons. Gene Ontology annotation, molecular function: potassium ion binding; magnesium ion binding; pyruvate kinase activity. Bases 1 to 1584 code for a protein of 527 amino acids. NCBI's taxonomy places the organism in Eukaryota, Fungi, Ascomycota, Dothideomycetes, Pleosporales, Phaeosphaeriaceae. The record is from RefSeq and is a predicted model, not a curated record.
AUGGCCAACGCUCUCGACCACCUCAAUGCCGGCCGGACCAGGAUUGAGUGGCUCAGCCAGCUCAACACCGAGUACCACCCUGCGAAGGAGUACCGCCGAACCUCCAUCAUCGGCACCAUUGGCCCCAAGACCAACUCUGCGGAGAAGAUGAACGCUCUCCGCAGGGCUGGCCUCAACGUCGUCCGCAUGAACUUCUCCCACGGCUCGUACGAAUACCACCAGUCCGUCAUCGACAACGCGCGCGAAGCCGAGAAGCAACAGUCUGGCAGGCCGCUCGCCAUCGCCCUCGACACCAAGGGCCCCGAAAUCCGUACAGGUAACACUGUCGGGGAUGCGGACAUCCCGAUCAAGGCUGGCACCGAGCUCAACAUCACCACCGAUGAUGCCUAUGCCACCAAGUGCGACGACAAGAACAUGUACGUCGACUACAAGAACAUCACAAAGGUCAUUGAGGUCGGCCGCACCAUCUACGUCGAUGACGGUGUCCUCUCAUUCGAGGUCCUCGAGGUUGUCGACGACCAGACACUGAGGGUCAAGUGCGUGAACAACGGCAAGAUCUCCUCCAAGAAGGGUGUUAACCUGCCCAAGACCGACAUCGAUCUUCCCCCGCUGUCCGAGAAGGACAAGGCCGACUUGAAGUUCGGUGUCAAGAACAAGGUCGACAUGGUCUUUGCUUCGUUCAUCCGCCGCGGCAGCGACAUCACUGCUAUCCGUGAGGUGCUCGGCGAGGAGGGCAAGGACAUCCAGAUCAUUGCCAAGGUCGAGAACCAGCAAGGUGUGAACAACUUCGACGACAUCCUCAAGGAGACCGACGGUGUCAUGGUUGCCCGUGGUGACUUGGGUAUCGAGAUCCCGCCCAGCCAGGUCUUCAUUGCGCAGAAGAUGAUGAUCACAAAGUGCAACAUUGCCGGAAAGCCUGUCAUUUGCGCGACCCAGAUGCUCGAGUCCAUGACCUACAACCCUCGCCCAACCCGUGCCGAAGUCAGCGAUGUCGGAAACGCUGUCCUUGACGGAGCCGACUGCGUCAUGUUGUCUGGCGAGACUGCUAAGGGAGACUACCCCGUCGAGGCCGUUACCAUGAUGCACGAGACCUGCUUGCUCGCAGAGGUCGCUAUCCCAUACGUAAACGCAUUCGAUGAGCUGAGGAAACUGGCUCCUGUCCCUUGCCCUACCACAGAGACCUGCGCCAUGGCUGCCGUCAGCGCCAGUCUGGAGCAGAACGCUGGUGCGAUCUUGGUCUUGACCACCAGUGGUACCACCGCGCGCCUCGUUUCCAAGUACCGUCCCGUGUGCCCGAUCAUCAUGGUCACCCGUAAUGCUUCGGCUUCAAGGUACUCUCACCUGUACCGUGGUGUAUACCCCUUCUACUUCGCAGAGGAGAAGCCCGACUUCAAGGCCGCGCCAUGGCAGGAGGAUGUUGACCGCCGUUUGAAGUGGGGCAUCAUGAAUGCGAUCAAGCUCGGCGUGCUCGAGAAGGGUGCUCCCGUCAUCUGCGUCCAGGGCUGGAGAGGAGGAAUGGGCCACACCAACACCCUCCGCAUUGUACCUGCGACGGAAGAUCUUGGUUUGGACCAGGAGGCAUGAAGAUUAUAGAUCGCCCAAAAGUGGCACGAUGCAUAGAUAUAAGACGCUUGGUGUUUGCGCGGUAGAUGACAUGUGCAAAGCAUACCAAGCAUGACUCGUGCGAAGCAAUGACGGUCUGGUGCAUGCGUACGAGAUUGGCUGUAGCACUAGCAAAUGAAGUAAUUCCAA